Messenger RNA from Lutra lutra (Eurasian river otter), 3989 nucleotides. RefSeq names its product chromosome 9 C2orf78 homolog (gene C9H2orf78). Bases 1066 to 3834 code for a protein of 922 amino acids. The transcript is spliced from 3 exons. NCBI's taxonomy places the organism in Eukaryota, Metazoa, Chordata, Mammalia, Carnivora, Mustelidae. The record is from RefSeq and is a predicted model, not a curated record.
GGAUACACUUAAGUGAGAAGGAAAAAGGAAAAGUAUCCCGAAUGCCACCAAUGCCUCUUACCUAUAAAAGAACAGUAUGGCAGCAUACCCGUGUGGCCCCAAGGGCCAGAGGUAACAAAUUAUGGGCAAAAAGAAUUGCAACCAAAUGUUGGACAAGGAAAGGUCUGCAAUCAGCUGUGUCCUCCAGCUCUCUGCUGUUUGCUUCUAACGGGCAGAAUUCAUUUUGGGAAGUGUCAGGCACCGAAAAGAAGACCCUUGCGGCUGGAAGUUGACCAGAAGUACAUCCACAAGUGUAAUAAUGCAAGGUCAAGGCUUGUCCCAGAAACAAUGCCUAUGAUGAAGGAGAGAAGAGAGAUCUAAGUCCAAUCUGGCCCAGGCCAGCCCGGUCCAAGAAAGCCAGAAUCCAAGGAGAAGAAACUGAAAGAGAAGAGCCUGUACCACAUCAUUCCCUACAAGGUGCACUCAACAAACUUCAGCCUAUUCUUUAAUUAAGUUACCAAAAGAGCUUUUUUAAUCCCUUCCUUUGCACCUUAAAAGCUGCAGUAAGUUCACUAAUCAGAUCAACUAAUAUUAUUUGAGAACACCUGUAAUUGUUCAACCUAGAUGUGCCUUUCCUUUAUCUCUAAGGAUGUUAAUUAACUGGAUAAUUAUAAAUGUAGAAUACACAAAAUAAAAUAUGAUAUAUAGAAUAUAAAUAACUAUUUGCUGAUUAUAUUAAUGAACAUCUCUAAGAAAUGUUGAGAUGAUUUCCUGAACAUAAGAGCCUGGGGAAAGUGGGGCUAUCACAUCUGUCUUACAGGGUUAGGUACCACUUAGGUGUUGUCUUAGCUCUCCUACCACCCCUUCUACCCAAUCCCGUCUUGCUAUUGGGAAUCUGACCUCCCCAUUGGCUCCCUCAUACCUUUAAACUGCCUACUUUGUGACAUCAUUCUCCCACCAAACCUACCACCACCUGGUAGAAUCUUGGGGUUUCCAUGGAGUUAUCUGUAAAUAAAUUUGGAUCAUCGCAAGUGACCAGUGACCAGUGACCAGUGACCAGUGACCAGUUACCUUCGUACUGGACACAUGCGCUCUUUGGCUUCAGCCGCUCCGACAUCCUCCAGGAUCGGCUCCUCAUCCCUUGUUUCGGCAGUGGAUGUUUCUUCUUCUCUGACCAUGUCUGAAAAUUUCCCAAAUUCAUCUUUACUGGGACCUCCAAACUCUCUGCAGCUCUCCCUCCCUGUGGUAACCAAUGCAGCUUCCCUAACAGGAAACGUCUGCAACUUCUCCCGGGUCUCCGCUCCGGCGGUCAGUUCGGUCAGUUCGGCGUGGCUGCUGCCAUCAGUUUCUGGCGCCUCCUUCCAGCCACUCAUGGGGAGUGCCUACCUUUACCAACAUUCCAGCACAACUAUGUUGUCUGGGGUUACUGGCCAGAGCCAGCUUUCCACGGCAGCUGCUUCCUAUCCCGGGGUUUUCGAGUGGGAUGUCACAGGAAGUACCAAAAAGAAGUCCUCUUCACUCGGAGACUUCACCGUCACUGUCAUUGACCAGGACGCAGCUGUGUCUUCUAUGUCUCUGGCAGCCCCGUAUGAUAAAACUUCAGAGGCCAGUAGCAUGGUCUCUCUGUACCCAUCGCUUUCUGCCAGCCUUGUUCAGGGGACACCAUCUCAGAUGCCAAAUCAAGAACAUGGCCUAGCACUUCCCUACCAGGAAGGAAGGCAGGUAUAUUACUAUAAUCAAGGCACACUGGGGCCUCUACUGUCUGGAGAAUUUGGCCCCUGCUUGCAGUCCUAUGGCUCAGUGUCCUAUGCGGGGAGUAGGGCCUCUGUCCCUCAGCCAGAAAUGGUAAUGGUCCUCAAGGAGGUUCAGCCCGCAAACGUCCUACCACCAGCUUCCACCUCUGGAAUUUACUACUCUGUGUCUGCUCAGCCCAUCACAGAAACAAGUUUUCAAGUGAUGGAGACUUCCCUGGGAUUACAACCUCCGAGUCAGACAUAUUGUCUGCCACAAACUCCAGAAUUCCCCAAGUCCUGCAGUAGCAGAAAUAUCCAGAUCCUUGAAAGUAACCCACCACCUGAGCUCGGAGACAUCUCAAUGAUAGCUCCAGUCCAGAAUUCUAAUAAUGUCCUGGCAUUGCCUCCAGCUCCAAGCCAGGAACAAACAGAGAAUAAGAAUUUGGAUGAUAUUAAAACCAAGCUUUCAAAGCCUCUGGAUGUCUACCAGAUCCCAAUAGAAAACCAAGAGCCUCCCCUACUUCCUUUAGAAAUUCCUGAUAUUCACCAGCUCCUGGCCUGCAUCGAUCCCCUGGGCCAGGAGGAGAAGCCUAUUUCUGAAAACACCGAUCUGGGAAAAAAUACCCUGGGUCUUGAAGACCAAGUGACCCUUGAAAAUGGGAUUGAAUCUAGUAGUGGUUUUGCAGACAUCGCUACACUGGUGGAGGACAUUCAUCUUCCCCAGCUCUUUAAUUCCUUGAAAGACCUUGAUGAAGCCAAAGGUCCCAAGGUGAUGAAAGCCAAAGAUACCAGAGUCAGCAAGUCAAAACAGGGGCAAGAGAAGUCAAAUGUCGUAAAGGCUCCCUCUGAUCAUGUCAGGAAGAACAAACACAAAGCCACUGAGCCGAUCAGUGGUGCUCCCAAGACCAAAAUCCAGGCGAAGAACCCAGAGUGCCUGUUAGGGGAAGACGUGAUUAUUUGCAGUGUUGCAGACGGUGACAGGGCUCCUGUGAACAGGGCCAAGCAUUCCAACAGCAAGUCUCAGAAAGCGGCAUCCAGCAGGACCAGCAAAACGAAGAGCCAUGGACAGGAAAAGACCAAAAGGACAAGAGAAAACAAUCCCAAGAAAGCAGAAGAGAGUAAGCAGUCUGGAAACAAAGUCAAGGCAGAAGAGAAGCCAACCAUUCCCAAGGGGAAGCGGAAGAAAAAUCAACCCGAGCUUAGCCAAGAGAGCUUUAAGAAGCCUCGAAGUUGCCUAGGCAUGCACAUGUUGGAGUCUGUGCAGGUUUUUCAUGCCCUGGGGAAGAAGAGUGAUAAGAAAACUGGGCUAUCUUCCUCCCGGGCCCUGGUAAGCUCUGGCAACUCGAAAAAUGCCCAGCGACCCCCAGCUAUCAAACCAUGGCUUGAUACACCACGUGAGGGCAAAGGUCCUGAGAAAAAACAAGUCAAAGUCCAGAAACCAGACAGAGGUGCUGACAAAGAGUGUCCAUCUCCAUCCCAGUAUGAGCUCCCACCUCCUGGGAAGGUCAAGUUGGUGCCUUUGCCUUUUCCAACCUACGAGAAGCCUCAAGCUCGACCUGUUCCUCGGAGGCCACAGUCUCUGGCCUCACAUCGGUCCACCAUGGCUUACCCUGCCCGGCCUGGUUCUACUAGCUCAGCUCGGCCUGUUGCAGUCAAUUCAUCCCGGCCGACUCCUGCCUCCUUGACAGGUCCUGCCAGACCAGCUCGGCCAAUUUCGACUAAUCCCACCCGCCCAGGCUUGACCAACCUGACCCGGCCUAGUGUCCUGCAGUCUGCUGCCUCGAGGCCUGCACCCUACAAAACAUCAUCUUGCACUUCUCUCCAGCGGGAGCCUGUCCCCAUCGCUGUGACCAAGCCCCAGUCGCCACCCAAAGCUCAAAGCCAAUUUCUACUCCAAGACUUCUGCUUUCAACCAAUUCCGUGGAGGAAACCCAAUGUUCCUGAGCCAGUCAUGUCAAAGCCCAUCACAAAAGAGCAGAGGCCAGAGAGGGAGGCCAUGAAGAGGCAGGCUCAGCAAGAGCGUGAGAAUGCUGCCAAAUACACCUCUUUGGGGAAAGUGCAAUAUUUCAUCGAGAGGGAAAAGGAUAUGGAUAUUGCUCGAUACUAUGGCUAUGCAAUAUAAGAGAUGCUAAGAUUGUUUGUACCACUCUGGGUACCCGCUGUUCAUGCAUAUAUAGAUAGAUAGGUAUAAGUUUCUCUAUUUAUUUGCAUAUAUUUUAAGACUUAAUAAAACAUCAUAAAUAGAAUUAGUAGAUUAGAAAUAAAGAAUCCUCUUGA